Molecule: messenger RNA, 1582 nt
Organism: Alosa alosa (allis shad)
Lineage: Eukaryota; Metazoa; Chordata; Actinopteri; Clupeiformes; Clupeidae
Exons: 4
Coding region: 397-1191 (264 amino acids)
Source: RefSeq, a predicted model, not a curated record
UGAUGUGAUGAGCCACCACAAAUAAGUCAAUGUGGGAAACACUGAAUAGUUGUCCAAAGCCCUGAGCUCUUUGGCGUUUGGUCAUAGCUAAAAUGUUCUAUGGACAUACUUUCAAAAUUUAUUAUGAUAAGUCCCCGAUAUCAAUGUGCUAUGAAAACUGUAUAUCGCGCGCGUGUGUGUGAAUAUUGUACAAACAUUUUAUCAUACGACAGUCUGACAGUAGGCUACUUUCUUCAAGACAAAGUGGAUGUAAUAAUCUAAUCACACCAUCAGACGGGUGGGUACGAAGCUUUCAAGCGCUGAAAACGAGAGGAUGUCUCAAGCCGGGUGUCAUAAUCUUGGGUUCAUAGCCUACACCAGACAGAGAGAACGACCAAGAGUAAGAUACCGCUCGCCAUGAAUUCAAUUCUCUGUUUUUCCACGUUAAUUUUCACCAUCAAUAUCAGACAUGUUGUGGCUGAUCCGAGUGAUUUUGUGUUUGCUGUUACCGGGUCCACUGUUUCCAUCUACAGCCAGCUACAGACCUCAGCACACAAUCCGGUUAUUAUCUGGUACCACGAGAGCCCUGUGGGAGACAUUGAUAUGCUCUGUCUUUUCACCCAGUCUUCACUGAGUUUUGAGCGUGGCCGAGGAACACUUCCAGACGCUUCGGGUAAAACUUCACUGACUCUCUGGAACUCCACAAUGUCAGACGCAGGACGUUACUUCGCCACCCUGCAUAUCAAUAGGAAGAGGACGCACGUUAGCGGCUCCGCGCAGUAUUUGGUUGUAACAGACCCUUCUGGCCCGGCCAUGCGUUUGUACCGCGGGGCUGAUGACCUUGGCUCUCCCUUGUUUUUCUGUGAGGUGACCGGGGCAGGUGCGAACUGGAGCGAUCCGUAUUGGCAAAUCAAGGCAAACGGAUCAGUGAGCACGCUGGACGGUAUGACAGCAAAACGGAUUGGCGCUGAUGGAGUCUUCACGCGAUGGUCCAUCAUCAGACUCAACUCUACACUUGCUGUGACAUGUCUGUGUCACCAAAAGAACGGGACACGCGUUCUCUUCAGCUCCAAUGAAGUAGACACGCGUAAUGGGGCAACUGCGUGUGACUGGCUGGUUUUCCUCAGUCCUCCGUGUCUUCUCCUGUUUCUGCUCACAAUGGCGGCAGCCAUCCUCUGGACACGGAGACUCCGCCGACUCAGAGCUGCAUGAUGCAAAGCAGAACAUUUGAAACCUGCGAUGUGUGGAACGCAACGUCUUUCAUUCCUUACAUUGUAUAACUAUCAGUUGAAAUACCCCUCUCCUUCCUUUGCCAGCAAAAAAAGACACAUAACCUACUGUUACUAAAGUGCAAAAGCUUGGGGCGGGGAUAUUUUGUAAAGAUGUAGGCUAGAAUGAAAUUUCCCUCACGGGAUCAAGAGAUGCAGAAUGUUACAUGUGAUGUAAAUCAUAAGGUUAGAUAAAUUGAAGAUAUUGUUGGAAAAAUAAUGUAUUAUUGGUGUUUUUUUACAUUGGAAUUGCUUUCAUUUCUGUUAAAAUAAAAUGUAUCAGGCCUGUAAAGGUGUUAUUUAACACAAUUAAAUGUGGCUGUGACAGUAGCCUA